CGAGGUGUCACGUUGGCCGCAGGCUGUGCGGCUCUGGGUCACUGUGCCCAACGGGGCAAGCUCUGUGGGAAAUGCUGCGCUGGCGGCUCCGUGUCUCUGGACAGAAGGAGGGAGGUGGAGAGACACUGGCAAAAUUGAGAUGCAUCCAGGGCACAACUGACAUGACUCCUGUAUGAACCAGGCGUGGGUGUUCGGGGACACAGACGCGAGUUUGCCUUCAGAACUCCUGCUGCAGAUCUUGUCCUACUUGGAUGCGGUGUCCCUGCUGUGCGCCGGAUGUGUGAACAGGCGCUUUUACCACCUGGCCAAUGACAAUUUUAUUUGGAUCAGAAUCUUCUCAACUGCCUUUUCACCUAAAAGAUCUAAUUGGAAAGUUAAUUCAGUAGAGAAGACAGCCAUGUCUAUGAAGUUACUGUCAGUUGGGGAUAAAGAAGCUGGAUAUUGGAAGAAAGAAUAUAUUACAAAACAAAUAGCGUCUGUAAAAGCAGCUCUAGCUCGGAUUCUCAAACCUCUCCACCCUUACACAGGCCUCCCGAUUAAGACCAAAGAGGCCCUAAGAAUGUCUGGUUUAGGCUGGGUAAUUAUAUUAAAAGGAAACAGUGGAGAAGAGUACAUCAUGGAGCACGUCGAUCUUUCCAUCAACGACUCAUCAGUCACGGCCGUGUGGUAUGGUAGAGACUGGCCACGUCUUGCCACACUGUCAACCUUAGAUUUGUGUGGGGUGACGCCAGUGUUUAUGGACCGGUCUAAAACCCCCACCAAAAACGGACCCCGCUGGCAGUCCUUGAUCGCCAGGUUCAACCUGAGUCACUUAGCCCGGAGCCCCGAGCUCGGCUGUGACGGGCGCAUUCGGACCUUCUGCCUGCCGCCAGGCCUCGUGGUGGGGCUCUGGAAGAUGCCAGGACUCUGGUUGACCUGCUCGUCCCGUCGGCCGCUGGAGAAGGGCAGCUUCAGGCCUGGUCAUCUCCCCCCCCGGCAGGGCCGCUGUGCCCGGGGUCGGUUCCUGUGCAGCCCCGCGUCCUGCUGCCCGACCUGCCGAUGCGUGGGCUUGGAGACGAAUUCUUCUCACCGGGUUUGCCAAAGGGAGGAAGAACUGGCUUUUGUUAUGGCAAAUCUUCAUUUCCAUCACCUUGUGGAGAGGAGCACAUUCGGCUCGGCUGCUGUCCCCUACGAGCUGCCUCCUCAUACCCCCGUUUUAGAUGACAGCCCAGAGCGUGGACUGCGUGGCUACCAACUCCAUGUCGAUAUGCACAGUGGGGGAGUUUUCUGCCUGUGUGGUACAUUUCGCAACCUCUUCACCAGCAAAGAAUACAUUGAAAAUGAAUAUAUGAAGCUCAGUGUGAUAAGUUUUAAAAAUAACACAGAACACCUACCUCUUAUUGGAAAAGUUGGCCUUUCUUGGAAAACUAAUGUUUUUGAUGGCUGUAUAAAGAACUGCUCUAUAAUGGACUUAACGCUUCUGGAAGAAUAUGGGAAGCCUUUCUGGUGCUUCAGCUCCCCGGUCCGCAUGCGGGCCUCCCCCGUGCCCCGCCACGGCCCGCCCUUCCCGGGGGAGACGUACCGCGUGGAGCACGCGGACGCGGAGGGGCGCGUGCACGUGCAGCUGGUGCGCAUCCCGCACAGCAGCGAGUACUUCAUCGUCAGCCUGGCGCUCUACCUGCCGGUGGCCAAGGUGAACCGCUGGUUCGGGACGGACUACUGAGCGCGAGUGGGAGGUGGCAAAUUGCUGUUGCUGUUCGUUUCUUUUGGACUAACCGGUUUUGUUCUUGCUGUUUGUUGGAAGUUAAAAUAAAGCGGUAGACUGUUCGAUGUCUUCUUAUUGCACAUUAGGAAUCAUGAUCCCCAAGUCAUUUUAAAAUUAAUGUUUAGAAGAUUAAGUUAAAUUUUAAAAACAGGAAACUAGCACAUCACCGUGGAAAUUCAUGUAAAACAAAAAGAAAAAAAGAUAUUCUCUUCUGCAGUUACACUUUAAAAAAGCAAGAAAAGAGAUCAGACUGAAAACUGAUCAGUUUUCUCUUGAGGGUGUGCGUGUAUAGAAUAAAGAUCAUGUGAUCACUGUGUGUGUGUGUGUGUGUGUG
Molecule: messenger RNA, 2078 nt
Organism: Hippopotamus amphibius kiboko
Lineage: Eukaryota; Metazoa; Chordata; Mammalia; Artiodactyla; Hippopotamidae
Gene: FBXO15
Product: F-box protein 15
Exons: 11
Coding region: 173-1702 (509 amino acids)
Molecular function (GO): protein binding
Source: RefSeq, a predicted model, not a curated record